UCGCUUUCCAACGGCCGGCGGCGGGGCAGUGGUCCGCCCCGCCCCUCCGUCCCCCGAGCGGCGGCCGCGGGGCGGGCGGCGCAUGCGUACUGUGGCGACCGCAGGGCCGGCGUCUGUCUGGUUCCGAACGCCUCACGGCGGCACGAAAUGGCGGCCUGACGCCAGGCUGCCAGACAGCGGGAGGAGGGAGCGGGUGGCUGAGGGCCCGGGCGGGGAAUGGUGAGCGGGCUCCGGAGCCGGACAACCUGCGACUGGACUCUGCUUGCUAGCCGCAGCUUCGGCCCCGCAGCGCCGCGGCGAGCGAUAGUCAUCGGGCCGGGCCGCCGUGCCGCGCGGGUGUGGAAAAAUGGCGAAGAGAAUUGCAGAAAAGGAACUGACUGACAGAAACUGGGAUCAAGAAGAUGAAGCUGAGGAGGUGGGAACCUUCUCAGUGGCUAGCGAGGAAGUCCUGAAAAACAGAGCUAUUAAAAAAGCAAAGCGUCAGAACGUUGGAUCAGAGCCUGAAAGUAGAGGAGCAUUUAAAGGGUUUAAAGGCUUUGUAUUGCCUUCUGGAAAAGAAGGAGGUGGCUUCAGCGGGUUUGGUAAUGGUGCAGGAAUAAAGCCUUUAGAAGGCCUGUCUAAUGGAAACAGUAGUAUCUUCAGUACUCCUUUCAGCGGUUUAAAGACAACAUCUGAAACAAAAUCUGCAUUUGGAUCCCCCAUGUCAAAUGGUCCAACUACAGCCACACUUACUGAGAAGGCGACUGCAAGCCCAAAAGUGAACGGUGGCAGCCAACCAUCAUCAUCUGGCUAUACUCAGAGUAAAGUCUGUAGCUCUAGUGUUUAUCACAAACAGCUAGCAGCUUUAAACUGUUCUGUGCGUGACUGGAUAGUUAAGCAUGUAAACACAAACCCGCUAUGUGAUCUGACGCCUAUCUUUAGAGACUAUGAGAAGUAUUUAGCAACUAUUGAACAGCAACACGGAAACAGUAGUGAUAGUGGCUCUGAAAACGAAAGCAACAAGACACCUGGCACACAGUCUGUUUCCACAUUUGGGAAUUCAAAGCUACAGCAAGGAUCAACUUUUCUAUUUAACAACAAAACUGAGGAUGCCUCUGACAAAAAACCUGAAGUUACGUCAGAAAAAAGAGACCCAUCAAUAGGAGCUACGUCAAGUGUCUCAUUUAAUAUUGGCAAGAGUGUUCACAGUUCGGGUUUGAGUUCCUUUGGUUCAGGAACACAUAGUGGUUUUUCAUUUUCUCCUGGGAAUUCAGGUUUGUUUGGAAAAGAUGCAAACCAGGCAAAGUCUGUCACUGCAGUAUCCACCAAUGCAUUGGAAGCUCAGACAGAAAGCGGGAACAGUGACGAUAAAGGUGGAGAAGAGGAGGAAGAAGAGCCACCAAAAGUCAUUGUUAAUGAAAUAAAAGAGGAUGAUGCUUUCUACUCAAAGAAAUGUAAACUGUUCUACAAAAAGGAUAAUGAAUUUAAAGAAAAAGGUGUAGGAACAUUACACUUAAAACCAGCAGGAAAUGAAAAAACUCAACUCCUAGUCCGAGCAGAUACCAAUUUAGGAAACAUACUGUUGAAUGUUUUAAUUCCAUCGAAGAUGCCAUGCACAAGAACCGGAAAAAACAAUGUUCUUAUAGUUUGUGUUCCUAAUCCACCAAUUGAUGAGAACAAUCCAACUGUUCCUGUCACUAUGUUAAUAAGGGUGAAAACAAGUGAGGACGCAGAUGAAUUGCACAAAAUCUUACUUGAGAAGAAGGAGGCUUAAGUAUUUUGCAGUCAGUGAUUUGAGAAAUUAUUGCCAAACUGCUGCUGCUGCUGCUCUAUUUUUUCUUCCAUAUCUUCACUUGAACACUUAACUCUUUAUUCUGAUACUAAGAACUACUAUAGAAAUUCUGGAAAAAUCUGUGAGGAAAAGGUAAACUAGCUAAUAAAAGUUUUAAUAGAACACAAGUUUUGGACUGUGCUCCCUCAUUUUUCAACAUCUAAAUGCAGGACUUCUUCUGGAUAAACCACACAGAUUUAAAUUAAAGCAUGUUUUUAACACUGGUCAAUUUGAAUGAAUGGACUGAAAUCAGAGUAUAAAAUACGGUACCAGAGAUUCUUCACAGACUACGGUGCAAUGCGACAGCCUCCUGUUGUGAGAGGAUAUUCAAAUUUAACUGUUGAAACUGUUUCUGUACUCAAGAUUUUUAUUUUUAAUUAGUCUGUCAUUCUGGUGAGACUAAUUUUUCAAACUGACAAUGUACCCAAACAACAAUGAUGAUGUAUAUUGUACUGUGUUUUAACUCCUACGAACUUGUGUGAUUCUGGGACUUGGAGACUGCAUCUCCAGCUAUUUAAUACAAAGUUAGCUUGCAUAGUCUUGUUGACAGUAGUGUUUCUUAGAGAAGAACUGUCAGUUCUGUUCUUACUGUAGCAACAAGCUAAUGAUGUGCAAUAGUAUAAGCAGACAACUGGAAGACUGUUUAUCUUGGACCACAACCACAGCUGGCAUUUACUGGCUUCUGACAAGUCAGAGGCAAAGGCUCUUCCUUCCCUAAUCUGUUGGGCUAAUACUGAAAUUCAGCAGAGGCAGAGCAGCAAGGGUACUUGUCAUGCUAGUUGCUAGUACUUUACUGAAGAUGGCUUUUCACAAAGUUCAGAAUUUUUAUAAAUCCUCAUAUUAUCUCUGGCCAUUACCAAGAAUGCAUGCACAAAUGUAUGUCAGUAAUCAUCUUUCCCAUCUGCUCAAACUAGAGUGCACUGCUGCACUACCUAAAGCAGUAGUUCACAGCUUUAGGAUGAUGAGCUUUCUGUCACAACUAGGGAGCACUCAUUUAAUCUGUAGCAGGUUUUAGCAGAGUUGAAAUGAACCAAGUGGCAGUGAUUCACAGAUCCACAGAGCAGAACAUUGUUUUGUUCUCGGUUUCCAUCAGACCCUGUUUGGUUAUUUAAUCCUUUUCUUUUUCAAAUCUUGUCCUAGUUGGCUGGCAUCUCCCUAAUAAAUAUUUUUCUGCUUCACUUUCAUCUCUGAGAGCUAUCAAAGUGCUAGAUGCUAAGGUUUAAUUUGAGCUGACCUCUGAUUUGUUACAGUGACCAGCUCUGGGGAUUUGGAAGAAACAUGCCACCCUGCUUCUGGCUAAUAAGGCUCAGAGGGAAAAACCGAACAUUCACUAAUGCAACAGCAUGAUGCAAUUCUCACAGGGGACUAUACAAUCUGUAACAGUAGGAGCCUGUGGUGAGGGAAAAAGCAGUAGUACCAUUUGAGUAGUUUUUUCUACCUGCUCUCCACCAGGGAGCAAAUGGCUGCCUUUAGGCCUAGUUUUCUGCACAAUUCAGGUGAAGGCCUUUUUUCCCCGUUAACUAAAAAGCAGGAGAAAACUAUAGGAUCUAUAGCCCUCUUGACCAAAGUUCAAAAACAAAGGCCUUUGUUCACAUUUCAGCUUCACUGAGAUCACUGGAAUUGCAUUUUUAACACUCGAGUGUAAGGGGAGCUUAGAUAUUGUUUCAAGUAUUAUUGGAAAUACGAAGUUGUGCCUUUUUUUUCUUUUUUUCCCUCGCACCCAGCUUAGUGCUCAACUAUAAAAAAUAAUUGACAUCACUUAAUUUUUUUUUUUUAAAGUCUUGCUGAUACCUAAACUGGAGGCCAAAAGCUGAAGGCUUUCAUGGUAACUGUGUAUGAAUGAAAAACAGAACUAUUGCCUGGAAGUUUAUUAUAGGCUCAGGUGUAUCGUCCAAGGGCUCAGUUAAUCUUGCACCUGUCUUUUAAUUGUAGUGUCUUAAACCUGUCUCCAUGAAGCAGCGUUUAUUUUCGUUAUGCAUCUCACUUUAAGAGUAAUCCAGUGCAGAUGGUUUUAGGGGUCUUAGUUUUGUUGUUUAUUUCCUAAAGCCCAUGGGUACAUAACUUACUGCAUAUCCAUUCAAGUGUGGACCAGUUAAAGCAGUUAAGAGACAAGCUGAGCUUCCUAGGUCUCCUUAAUGACUUACCUCCGAAGUGAGGCAGUCGCAGGGUUUUGCACAUGUCUUUGGCCCAAUUCUAAAACUGUCUAGUGCAUCUUUGUCGUGUUUUCAAGGGUGGCCAUUCUGAGGAUGAGCACGGAGUCUAAGAUAAACAGAGUAAUAGAAUAUGUUGAUACGCUGGAGAACAGUAUUCAUGGUAGCAAGCAAUAUCUUCUCUUAGCUGUGGGAAAGACUAAUAGAGAUGAGACAUCAAAAUUCUUUAGCAAUGUACUUAUUUAUCAGUAAAGCCUAGGAAAGGGUAAUAGAAAUCUUGUGUUAACUACAGUGUCAGAUAUAUGUAUAAACAUGGUUUUAAAAAUGGGAAAGUUUAACUGCAAAUUAGAUAUUUAAUCAACAUCAUUCUUAGUGACUCUGCAAUUAUCUGGACUAUGAAGCAGGAGAAACAAGUCAAACGUUUCACUUGGUGUUCAAUUACAAAGCACAAUCCUUAGUACUGUUACUAAAACAAAUCUGUGAUGAACCUCCAGUUUCUCUUUAAAUAUUAAAAUAGAUAUUUUUUAAAAGCCAGGGAUUAUUACAUAGAAAACUACAGACUAAAAUGAAUUAAAAGCAAGUUAGCGGAGAGAACAGAAAUCAAUUUAUGCCUCCCUAAGUGUCUACACAAGGAAGGACUUUGAUCAGAAUUCCAGUUCAAUGAGGCAUUCCUGUAUCGUGGUUGAUACUUAAUACAUUUAACAGCUAGAUAGCAGAUAGCUUAUGUUAAAGAUCUAAGUUUCCUCCCCUAAUUUGAGUUAAUGCCUAGACUGUUAAAGCUGUACAUAGGUGUUGGAGUGUCUAAUGGAUGAUGAUAUGCAUUCUUCCUUUUGCUGCAAUUUUGAAAUUUCAGCAGCUUGGAAGCCUCUUCCCUCCCACCUUUCUACUCCCUGAAAAAGAAAGUGAAGAUCUCAGCUUCUUUUACUUCUCAGAACCAUCUCUAAGAGAGAUUAUUACAGUUGUUGUGAAUUUUAUUUUAAAAUACCAAAUUGCUAUUUGCAGGUCUUUUGUAAUGUACUUAAAUGAUCUAUUUGGGAACACAACAGCAUCUUCUUACAAUCUCUUUUUGCUGAUGGACACAAAAACUUAAAUCUAUAGUUUAAAUGAAGAUGUUUCAGAACAUAAACCAAUUAGGAGGUAGGCUUUAGUAGCAGGAACUCCAGUUCAGCUCCCUUUGCAGCACUGUAACACUUAAAAUGUUCUUGAGGACUUAACUUUCUGAUGCCUUAACUUAUUUGCAUCUGCUAAAAUUUUGUAGCUGGUGCCUGUGUGCAAAAAUUUACUGUCAUUAAACAAUUUUAAGUGGCAUGAAUUAGUAUAAAUUCAAUGAAAAUGCUGAAUGUGAUGGUCUCUUAAUAGAUUUCAAAUUGCUCUGAGUUUUUCAAUGGAUACUUAAUUUUCACAUAACUUGUAACAAUGUUUUCAUUAGUUCUAAUGCAUUGAGGAAGUGUACAAAAAUCCAUGAAAAAUGUGAAUAAAUGAAUGAGAGAAGUG
Molecule: messenger RNA, 5454 nt
Organism: Numida meleagris (helmeted guineafowl)
Lineage: Eukaryota; Metazoa; Chordata; Aves; Galliformes; Numididae
Gene: NUP50
Product: nucleoporin 50
Exons: 8
Coding region: 347-1753 (468 amino acids)
Biological process (GO): protein import into nucleus
Cellular component (GO): nuclear pore
Source: RefSeq, a predicted model, not a curated record